AUGUCCAUCUCCCACCCAACGCCUCCUCUCCUCCUCACAAAGCGCCUCACGGCCUUCCUCAACGCGAACCGAACACCCCAGCUCCCCACGCUUCUCCUCACGAGUCCUCACGGCAAGCUCCUCGCCCAUGCGAGCCCGCACCCCGUCGCUUCACUUCGAACGCACGCCACCGUUGCCGCAUCGCUCCUAGCAAUACACUCUACCUCCGCGCCCGCGCUCGCCGCAUCGUUACCCGGUUCGCGCACGCCUGAUCCCAUCGGCAGCUCGCCGCCCGAGGAGGAGGACUUGGAAGAGGACACAGAUCGCUUGUCGCAGAGCCAGCAACUCGAUUCACACAAGUCAGGCAAGGGAAGAGGCAUCAAGCCAGCUACUGUCACCGUCCAGCUUACGAGCGGGACUGUUGUCAUACGUCGGUUGAAAUGUGGCCUUCUCUUCGUUUGCGUGGGACCUGCGAACCCGGAUGCUCUGGAGCACGGCAUGCCUAACCUGCACGAUCUUCAUGUUUCUGCUGGCGAUGCGUCGCAUGUUGGCAGUCCCGAUGGCGCAGAUAGCGUUUUGAGUACCGGCGCGCAGACAACAGCCAGUCUUGAGAGCACUGCAGGUUCUGCCGCUGCGGUAGCUGCUCUUCGUCGCCAUGCUGCUGAGCUGGCGCGUUGGCUUGACGACAAGCUGGGCACGCUCACCGUUCCAGAGGAGGGCGUAGGUGUGGAAUGA
This is a messenger RNA of Fusarium pseudograminearum CS3096, 714 nucleotides long. RefSeq lists its product as uncharacterized. The coding region runs from base 1 to 714 and encodes 237 amino acids. The transcript has a single exon. The record is from RefSeq and is a predicted model, not a curated record. Lineage: Eukaryota; Fungi; Ascomycota; Sordariomycetes; Hypocreales; Nectriaceae.